Messenger RNA from Coffea eugenioides, 1048 nucleotides. RefSeq names its product monothiol glutaredoxin-S15, mitochondrial-like. The coding region runs from base 177 to 689 and encodes 170 amino acids. The transcript is spliced from 7 exons. The record is from RefSeq and is a predicted model, not a curated record. NCBI's taxonomy places the organism in Eukaryota, Viridiplantae, Streptophyta, Magnoliopsida, Gentianales, Rubiaceae.
AAAGGUUCGGGGGAUGCAGUAAUUCCAAUUUAUUACAAAAAUUUCCAUCCAUCUUGUACCAGAUAGCUGUUCGAUUCCUGGUUCCGAAAUUGGCGGUUCCUCGGCUAUUGCCGCUGCACGUGGGACAUUUCUCCAUUACUGAGGCAUUUAGGGGGAUAUAUAUCAGCUCUACCAUUAUGUCAAGGUCAUUGGCGGGUUUACUGAGGAGGAGCAUUGCGGCCUUUCCAGCUGCUCAAUCCUCUGCUAUUGCUUCUGGAUGCUUUUAUCGAAGUGCAACCUGCUAUUCAACUACUGUGCCACAUGAUCCUGAUACACACGAAGACUUCAUACCCACUAGUAAGCUUGAGGGUUCUGGACUUUCACUGAAUAAAAUUGUUGAACAGGAUGUCAACGAGAACCCUGUGAUGAUUUACAUGAAAGGAGUCCCAGAUCUUCCUCGUUGCGGAUUCAGCUCAUUAGCAGUGAGGGUGCUGCAAGAAUACAGUGUACCUAUAAGCGCCCGAAAUAUACUGGAAGACCCUGAGCUGAAGAAUGCUGUGAAAGCCUUCAGCAACUGGCCUACAUUCCCUCAAAUAUUCAUUCACGGGGAGUUCAUUGGAGGAUCAGAUAUCAUCCUUAAUAUGCACCAGACUGGUGAGCUUAGAGAAAAGCUGAAAGAUACCUCUGAUGGACAAGAGAAAGUGGAAUAAGUUACAUUGCAGAAGUCGUAGAGAUUUUCUUUAGUGGGUCGGCAGACAAUUUCAAGCAUUGAUUGAAAGUAUAACAGAAUAGAGCCGUUGCAUUGGCUCUACUUAAAUUUUAGAAUGUGAUUCCUUCGUAUGGCACUAGCUGAUGCAAUAGGACUAGUUUCUGGUGUUUUGGUGGAAUUGCUUUUCAGGAAGUCUGUCUGGUUGUGGUCUGACUUUGUUUGCAUGGGCGAGUGAUUUUUAGUUGGCAAUAAUUUUCCCUCUAUAAAUUUAGUAAUCCUUAUCUAUAAAACAAAAACUUUUGUAAUUCUUGGACGACUAGGUUGCAAAGUGAGUGAAAAAUCAUGUCUAGAUUUUCAAGA